AUGUCCUUCUAUCAAUUGAACCUGGGCCUGUUCACGGUAGUCAACGCUGGUCUGCUCUAUCGUCAGUACAUCGUGCAGAGGCGACGACUGAGCAAUGUCGAAACGAAAGAGAACGAAGACGACCACGUCGAGAGCCAGCAGCUUCUCAGUCCGCCGGUCGAGAUGAAGAUAUCAGCCCGGCGUUUUCAGGUUGAGUACUUCUCCGUUUACGCAUUAGCUGUUGGCGCGGACUGGCUGCAAGGCCCUCACAUUUACGCCAUGUACAAAUACGAAAAACAACUCCCCGAAAAGCUUGUCGCUGCUCUGUACGCAGCAGGCUUCAUAUCCGGCGCCGUCUCCGCGUCUUUUGCAGGCGGACUCGCCGACCGUUAUGGGCGACGACUGGCGUGCCUCAUCUAUUGUGCUACCUACAUCCUCACGUGUCUCUCCAUGGUCUUCGACAAUAUCAUCAUUCUCUUCCUUGGUCGGCUCAGCGGCGGCAUUUCCACGACUCUGCUGUACAGCGUAUUCGAAGCUUGGCUCAUUACCGAGUACCACCAACGCGAUCUCACUCGCUCUCAAUUGAAGCUGGGCACCGUUUUCGGCAACAUGACUACAUUGAGUUCUAUUGUUGCCAUCGCAUCAGGGGUUCUCGGCGAUGCACUGGUUUCUCGAUUCGACGGAGCGCGCGUCUGGCCUUUCCUGGCGGCCGCGCUGAGUGCCGCAGCGGCUGCUGUCCUGAUCCUCAAGACGUGGCCAGAGAAUUACGGAACAAGCAACAGCAGGGAGGGUGCCGGACAGACGACGUCCCUGGCGGACAUGCGCAGUGGCAUUCGGACCAUCCUCGGCGAUAAGCGCAUCUGGGGCCUGGGCCUCACGUCGACCUUCUUCGAGGGUACCAUGUACCUCUUCGUCUUCUUCUGGUCGGCCGCACUCAAGAGCGCAAGGACAAAGGCAGGCUCCGACGAGGAGUUGCCAUUCGGGCUCAUCUUCUCGAGCUUCAUGUGCGCCAUGAUGGCCGGGUCAGCCUUAUUCUCGCUGGCCACGCCAACACAUACGAAGGAGUCGUCGUCGGGCAUGCUCAUGAUGACAGUGCUGGCGACGAGCUGCUGUCUUUCGGCAGCAGUGCUACUCGAGAACGAGCAGGUCUUGUUCUGGACGCUCUGUGUGGUGGAGAUGUGCAUCGGUGCAUACUUCCCUAGCAUGUCGUACCUAAAGAGCGAGGUCGUGGAGGACGGCGUCAGGGGAAGGGUGUACAGCAUUCUGAGGCUCCCACUCAAUCUAUUUGUGGUUGUGGCACACAGCCUCGACCAGGAGGGCGACGGGCACAGGAACCAUGUCUUUUUGACGUGCGCAGCCCUGUUAAUGCUCUCAUUCUUCAUCAUCAAGCGGUCUUUUUCUUCGUGA
Molecule: messenger RNA, 1386 nt
Organism: Verticillium alfalfae VaMs.102
Lineage: Eukaryota; Fungi; Ascomycota; Sordariomycetes; Glomerellales; Plectosphaerellaceae
Product: major facilitator superfamily domain-containing protein
Exons: 1
Coding region: 1-1386 (461 amino acids)
Biological process (GO): molybdate ion transport
Cellular component (GO): membrane
Molecular function (GO): molybdate ion transmembrane transporter activity
Source: RefSeq, a predicted model, not a curated record